GUUGACAAGCCUUGGCUCAGCGGCAAAAAAUCAAAGUCUCGAUUGGUUACAGACAUCAUUCCACUUAUUGGGCUUGCUGCAGGACUUGCGAUCGUUGCUGUUUAUGCGUAUACUGGCUGGGCCAAAUACGAUACUGCCAAGUUUUGCCCUGUCUGGACAGAAGACUUCUCCGGGGGUCUUGAUCCCAACGUCUGGCAGCGCGAGGUGCAGAUUGGAGGAUUCGGCAACGGUCAAUUUGAGUAUGCGACUGAUGAUGAGGCCAACAGUCACGUCAAGGAUGGCAUGCUCUACAUCACACCAACCGUUGGCGAACCUUGGGAGGAUGGCGCAACACUCAACUUGACCUCGCAGGGCAUCUGUACUGCCACUGGUGACUUGACCGACCUCGACAAGAAUUGUUAUGCUAUUCAAAAUGUAACAGGUGGCGAGUACAUCCCCGUCGUUCGCUCAGCACGUCUGACAACUCGCUUGAGCAAGUCGAUGAAAUAUGGAAAACUCGAAAUCCGUGCAAAGCUUCCUGUAGGCGACUGGAUCUGGCCUGCCAUCUGGAUGAUGCCAAAAGACUCUGUGUAUGGUGCUUGGCCUGCUUCUGGCGAAAUUGACAUUGUCGAAUCGCGCGGCAAUGGUCACGACUAUUUUGUCUACCAGGGUGAUCCUAAGGACAACAAGCGCUUCCCUGCAGGCAACAACGCCAUCGGAUCUACGCUGCAUUGGGGUGGUGACACGGCCAGCAACAAGUUCUACAUGACCACCAACGGUUACCACUACCCAUCGGCCAUCAAUGGCUUGACCGAUGCCUUUCACACGUAUGGUAUGGAAUGGACUCCUAACGGUAUUCGUAUCUACGUGGACAAACAACUCACUCGAGUCGUCUACUUUUCCUUCCCGAAGCAAGGGUUUUGGUCAUGGGGCAACUUUGCUACCAACAUUGUCAAUCCCUGGUUUGGAGGCACCAAGGCGUCACCGUUUGACCAAGAGUUUUACCUCAUCCUCAACGUUGCUAUCGGUGGCACAAAUGGAUAUUUUGCUGACAAUGUCAACGAAAAGCCUUGGACGAAUGGUCUGAAGCGUGGACAAGCGCUUAAUUCGUUCCAGAGGGCCAAUGAGACAUGGCUCCCUACGUGGAAGCAGCCAAGUCUGAUUGUAGACAGCGUCAAGAUGUGGGAAAUUUGU
This is a messenger RNA of Protomyces lactucae-debilis, 1173 nucleotides long. Its product is annotated as concanavalin A-like lectin/glucanase domain-containing protein. The annotation marks the transcript as partial. Gene Ontology annotation, biological process: carbohydrate metabolic process. Gene Ontology annotation, molecular function: hydrolase activity, hydrolyzing O-glycosyl compounds. The transcript has a single exon. NCBI's taxonomy places the organism in Eukaryota, Fungi, Ascomycota, Taphrinomycetes, Taphrinales, Protomycetaceae. The record is from RefSeq and is a predicted model, not a curated record.